This is a messenger RNA of Carcharodon carcharias (great white shark), 2041 nucleotides long. RefSeq names its product filamin A-interacting protein 1-like. Gene Ontology annotation, biological process: spermatogenesis. Bases 125 to 2041 code for a protein of 638 amino acids. The transcript is spliced from 14 exons. NCBI's taxonomy places the organism in Eukaryota, Metazoa, Chordata, Chondrichthyes, Lamniformes, Lamnidae. The record is from RefSeq and is a predicted model, not a curated record.
AGCGGCGCAUUCCGUUAGAUUCAAAGUUUGGUUAACAGCUAUACCCAAACGGCUGGAGAUUGGCGUAUUGUCAAAAUGUCUAACGACAAAAGUCCACUGUCUUUUGUAUGAUUGAACCAAAUCAAUGGAUAUUGGAGAGCAGGACCUGAGGGUCCGUUGUUCUGAUCGGGAUCGAAUAAAAUUACAGACUGGCUCCUCGGGCCAUGGUAAUGUUGAAGGAGACGUUAGUGGCGGCUUGCGGCGGGACUUGGAGCUGCUGGGAGCGGGAGCCAAGGAAUCUGCGUUUCCAGCACGAACGUUAGUCAGGCAAAACAUGAAACAUUUAUCGAACGAAUUCCAAGGCUUGUAUGAGGAAAAAUUGACACAGCUAGAAAAUAAAGAUGAAAGUAAAGGUACUCUAAAGAUGAAGUUAAGGAUUCUUCAGUCCUAUGUAAAUGAUCUUAGUGACCAGAAUGAAGUAUUGGUUCAAGCCGUUGAAGACCUUGAGAGAGAAGCAAAUGAAAAGGUUACAAAUAUGGAUACUAAACUUCAGAGAGCUGACCAAACACUAUACGAACAACAGUUGAAAUGGGAAGCUUCUAAGAAAGAGACUGAUCAUCUACGCAGAGAAAACCUGGACAUUAAAGUGGAUCUCAGAACCCUGGUUGGUGCCAUCCAACAAACUGAAAUAAUGCAGAGCUUUGAUUUUUCUUCCCUUAACUUGAGGAGUACUCCAUUGGAGCAAGUUGCAAAAUCAGCACUUCAUAGUUCAAUCAGAGAGAAAUCAGAGGAGAUUUUGAAGCCCCACUUGAAAAGCUUAAAAUCCCAGUUGGUAGCCGGAGAUCAAUUGGCUCAAAGGCUUCCUGAGGAACUAAAGGAAGUGUUGUGUGACAGUGGAAGAAAUAAGGCCGAGCUUGAAGCAAAGGAACACAGGAUUCAUUAUCUUCAAAAAGAGCAGCCAAACAAGAAGACAGAAGCUCAUGGUAGGACAGCUCAGCAAGAACAGAAUGAACUGGAUGUUGAUUGCAAGUCACUUCAGCCGGCACAACAUAAGGUUCAAAAGAAGAAAGUCACCAUUAUUGACCUGAAAGAUCAAAUGAAACAACUUCAGCAGCAAUACAAUGAAUCGGUGGAGGACAAUGGACGCUUACGAGCCCGACUUGAAGCUUGGAUUAUCACUGCGCAAAGUGAACAAGAUAUCCUUUCAAAUGAGGUCUUUUGUAAAGAAGACAUAAUCCAUAAACUAAGAAUGAAACAAUUAGCUCAAGAGGAAAAAUGUAAUAUAGCAGAAGAACAGAUCCAGCAUCAAGAGAAGCUGCUGGACCAACAACAUCAGAAAUACAUGGCUUCAGUUAACAUAGUUGAAAAGCAUCAGCAGAUGAUUCAUUCUUUAGAAGAGGACCUUCAAACUGCCAUGAUUGCAGAAAGGGAAAUGGCUACUCAGGUGGCUCAGUGUGAAGAAACCAUUAAACAUUUGCGAAUUGAAUUAUCUUCAACACAUUCAGCACAAGAAUUGAACAAUAGGACCAUUACACAUAAAAAGCAGAUUAUUAGUGAGCUGCAGGAAGAAAAUAAUUCACUGAAGCAGAAAUUGAAAGAAACAUUAUGCAAGGUAAACGAUAGUGAAGAACAAGUUAGCACUCUGGAUCUGGAAGUAAAUAUGCUGAAGAUGAGAUUGGUGGAAAAGACAGAUCUGGCUCAAAACUUGGAAGAUCAAAUUCUGAAACAGCAUGAGUCCUUAAACAGAGCAAAUGAAACUCUCAGAGAUACAAAGAAGGCAGCUGGAAAUAAGAUUCAUCAGAAAGAAAACAAAUUGUGUGUUUUGCAAAAAGAGCUAGUGGAGGCCCAAACACAAUACUCUGCCUGUUAUGAGGAGUUGCUCCACAGAGAAAAGCUCAUGCAGAAGCUACAAGAAGAAGCUAUGAAGUUGACAGACCAAAUAACACAGCAUUCGCAGGAUGUCAGCAAGCUCAGCACUGAGAAGCAGGAAAUAGAACUAGAGAUGGCAGUAAUUACUGAGAAACAUAGAACUGCUCAACAAGAGAUCAAUCUAUUCCCAUAA